CUCUCCUCAUUGAUCGCCUACUUUCAGUUUCAGAGCCUUGAGCCCAUCACUCCCAUCUCCUCGCAAUAACAUCAUUUCCUUAUCUUCUUCCUCACUAUUUCCACCCCCUUUAUCUUCUCUUCAUUUCCCCCAAUUUUUCCAUCUUCUCAUCCUCAAAACCCUAAUUCCCUCAUUUGCAGAAUCGCGCCUCAAAUUUCACCUCAUCUUGUCAAAUUCACCACCAGAGAUGCAUUUUUGACAUCAUUUCUGUACUUUCUUACUAUUCGAUCUCUCUAAAAGGUCACUUGAGAAACAGCGUAAACAAAAAGUGAUCCCUCUACGAUAAAUAGUCUACAAAAAGACCGUCUUACCUUACUAUUUGAACGUAUACAAAAAGUGAUCUCUUUAAGAUAAAUAGUGAGACGAUCUCUCGAAUUUGCGAGAAAGGAUAGAGAUAUAGAGAGAGAAAGGGGGGAAGAUUAUAAGAUUGAAUUUUGGGCAGCGAAUGUCGGUAGAAAGGUCAUUUGAAGCAUGGGAAGAGGUGCAGCGACACGGCCAAGAUUUGGCUGAUAAGCUAGCACAAGGUUUUACAGGUUUAAUUCAAUCUCAUAUUGCUCCUCCAUCAUUUGCGUGGCCUAAUCCUCCUAAAACCAAUCUUUUCGAUGUCGAUUUCGAGUUUCCUACCCAGAAUUUUGUGCCCAGGGACUUUGGACUUGGGAUUGAUAACUCAGGGAUUAAUGGGGUUCUUGAUAUUGGUAAUAGAAUAGGUCAAGCUGGGGCUGAGUUUGGGGCUUCUUUAAAUGGGUUGGUUCAGCAGUUUUUUCGGUCGUUUCCGGUUCCGUUUAUGCAUAAUGAUAAUGAUAAGGUGAAGCUUCAUCAUGCUGAAAAUGGUGGGAAGAGGAGUGAUGUCAGUUUGCUGGUUAGGGAGGAGUUAGGUUCAUUGGCAGAGCAAUGGAAGGAUUUGAGGUUUUCGGAGGAUUCGGAUGCUGGCUUUGAUGGAGUAGUUGAAGACGAGCUUUCGGGGUUUAACUUGAAGAUUGCUGGGUUAUUUGGCAAAUCUCAGGGGACUGUAAAUGUGACAUCCUCAUAUGACAGCAGAACUCGUGAUGUACAAAGUUCUGUUGUUGCACGUGGAGAAUUAUGGAGACUUGAGGCAUCAAGUGGUAGUUCUGUGUCUGGAACUGUCAAUUCAUCUCUUUUUCUAGUCCAGCUUGGACCUUUGCUCUUUGUUCGUGAUUCAACACUUCUUUUGCCAGUUCAUCUGUCAAAGCAUCACUUGCUUUGGUAUGGUUAUGAUAGGAAGAAUGGUUUGCACUCCAUCUGUCCAGCAGUUUGGACUAAGCACAGAAGGUGGCUUUUGAUGUCAAUGAUUUGUCUCAACCCUUUGGCUUGUUCAUUCAUGGAUCUACAGUUCCCGAAUGGGCAGCUUACUUAUGUAGCAGGGGAGGGACUAACCACUAGUGCCUUUGUUCCUAUUUGUGGGGGUCUGCUUCAAGCUCAGGGUCAAUACCCUGGUCAAAUGAGGUUCAGCUUCUCUUGUAAGAAUAAAUGGGGAACACAAAUUAUGCCUAUGGUACAAUUGCCUGAAAGAUCAGUUACACUUGGUUUUGCACAAGACUUGGCUUGGAAGCGUUCUGGUCUUUUGAUGAGGCCAACUAUCCAAUUGAGUCUGUCCCCUACCUUUGGCGGAAAUGAUCCUGGAUUACGGGCAGAACUUGUACAUUCGGUCAAGGAUAAGUUGAAUUUAAUAUACGGGUGUUCGUACUCGACAUAUCCUACAGCAUUUGCAUCUGCUUCUCUUGGUAGAUCUAAGUGGAACGGGAAUGUUGGAAGCAGCGGGAUUGUCCUGAGAGUUGAGACUCCUCUUUGCAAUGUUGGCAACCCAGCAUUCUCUAUACAAGUAAACAGUGGUAUCGAGUUUUAGCCUCUCCCUGCAGCAUCAUGUAUCAACGUCGAAUUGUAUAUAGGACUGCCACACACUUGUAAACAUACCUCACCACCACCUGUGCAUAUUGAUAUGACCGUAGAUACUGCUACCUUGUAUGAUGUAUCAUCUAAGGAUCCAUUCUGCUUGUCUGGAUUCUGAAAUUUUGUGGUAAUUGUCUCCUGGUUUCAUGCAAAUGAUCCGAGUAAUAUGCUGUUCAACUAUGUCAGCUAUCUUAUUUUCA
Molecule: messenger RNA, 2147 nt
Organism: Beta vulgaris subsp. vulgaris (sugar beet)
Lineage: Eukaryota; Viridiplantae; Streptophyta; Magnoliopsida; Caryophyllales; Amaranthaceae
Exons: 7
Coding region: 485-1903 (472 amino acids)
Source: RefSeq, a predicted model, not a curated record